ACCACACUCAUCCCACAUCCCUCCCUCCCUCCCUCCCUCCCUCUCCCUCUCUCUCUCUCUCUCUCUCUCUCUCUCUCGGAAUCCGAGAAGACGACAGGAGCCUUCUCGUGGUCAUAAUUCACCGGCGCUGCUCCCCUCCGCGGCCGCACCGCCGCCGAACGCUCCCAACGGAUCCUUAAUUCCGCCACUUGUACGCCCCAAUUGAGGCACUGAAGCACAGAAUUCCGAGUAAAUGAGGUGUAAAAAGCAUCCUACUGACCUGAGCAGCGCCGCCGGCGUCUGCGCCUCGUGUCUCCGUGAGCGCCUCCUUCAACUCAUCGACGAGCAGGCCCGUGCCGAUGAGGCUCUCGCCCUCGCCCGGCAGCUGGCUCACUCCCAUUCCCGCUCUUCAGACGAUCGCCGGAGACCCGAACCCCAACCUCCCCAGCCGGCCUUCCCCCGCUCCGUCUCCCCCUACGUCAGCCGCCGGAAGUCUGACAACUACCACCGGCGAUUCUACAGUACUCCGCAGGUUGGCCCCACGUUCAGCGCUACCUGCAGCUUCCUCCCCUCGGAGAAGAAGCAGAGCAAGCUCUCGCGGUUCGUGAAUCUGUUCAGAUCCAGAUCCGAUAAGAUCAACUCGGACCCCUCGGUUUGCUCGAAUUCAGACCCUAGGAUUUCUCCUCACCGCGAUUCCUGCCAGGCGUCGUCCUCGUCGUCGUACUCUGCGUCCUGGCUCUCAUUCCUCCCACGCCGCCGCCGGAAGCAGCAGGCGAAUGGGGACAUCACCAGCUCUCAAGCCGGCCGUCGGCCAUGCCGGAUAUCGAACCGCGGGAUGUCUCCGGAGAGAGGAUUCGAAUUGGACGACCACUUAGAAAGUGGAUACUCGUCGGAGUCAUCGCAACAAGGAUGGCGGAGGACGCCGGUCAUGGCAGUCACUCCGGCUUCAGUGCGGCGGAAACGUGCGGGGCGCACGAAGAGCGCUUCCAGCAUGGCCUUCUGCUUGAGUCCCCUGGUGAGGGCUAGUCCGAGCAGGCAGUGGAACCAGAAGGGAGUAGGCCUGCAGUCGGAGAGUGGCGUCUCCGGGGAAAUCAGGGUCCCGGGGAAGCCGUACCUGUCGACGACGGCGUCGUGCUCCGGCAACCGGUCCCGCAAGCUCACCGAUUUCGGGAGGGUCGCCUACAACCGUUGAUCGGUACUGGUGACAGUUGACACUGACGCAUGACACAGGCUGUGGUAGCGGUAAAAUCCUUUUCUUACCGUGAAAGUACCGUUUUGCCCCUAUUCACCUCAGAUUUUUACCGUACAGCGCCAUGGGAUCGCGAUACGUGGCUUAAUGCUAGAAUAACAUUUUACGCAUAUACAGAGCAGAAGGACGGACUGAUCGAAUAGAGUAGAAGAGAUUGUAUUUCAAUGCUGAUUUCUAGCUUCUCUGUAAAGUACAUAUAUCCAUACAAUACCGAAUUUUACCGUACAUUGCGGAGUUCACAUUGGAAUAGUUUUCGGGUUGUUCUUGUUUGUUGCGCAGUUGAUGCAUCAUCUAAAAGUAGAGGACCGUGGCAAAUUACAUGAUUGAAAUCAUGUACAAUGGUAGAAUCACAUGACACAAUUGGAUGAUUCAGCACAUACAUUCUUCUUGUCUUUUUUUUUUUUGGGGGGGGGGGGAAUAAUUUUUGUAUUGGGUUUGCUCUAGUCAAGUGGUUGUGGUAUUAAUUUGCUGAAAUGACAUGUCUUGGAAAUUA
Molecule: messenger RNA, 1721 nt
Organism: Punica granatum (pomegranate)
Lineage: Eukaryota; Viridiplantae; Streptophyta; Magnoliopsida; Myrtales; Lythraceae
Source: RefSeq, a predicted model, not a curated record